AUGAAAUUUGCUCAAUCUACAUUAUUGAUGUUGGGCUGCGAAGCUAUAUCAGGCAUGCUGGCUGUUUCUGCUUCCUAUAUCAUGUUAGCCAAUUCUCAACAUAUGUCUAUGAAACAUAAAUCCAUGAUCAGCAGUUCUACCACUACUACUUUAGCAGUUACGUCUACAUCUACAACAACGCUCACUGCAUCACUUCCUACAACUCUAGCUCGCGUAUCCGUACCAAGCCAUAAAAAUCUAACUGUAUCUGAUAUGACAUGCAGAAUUCUUGAACCAAUUAUUACCCAAGUCAUCCAAGGAAUCAAUAGUAUAAAAACACAUAUUGUCCCUCACUUCAUCAACACUUUGUAUCCUAUCACGGACACGAUCUUUACCAAUCUUCAAAAUCAGAUUACCUCAGCAUUGAAUAUAACAACCCAAACUACUCUUAUAUAUGCUUUAAAUCAAAACGUUUCCAUUACUCCCAUCAUACUCCAAACCGUGUUAGAUGAUGCUACUCUGCGCGUGGUAAUGGAUAUCACGACCACCAAAAAGAUUGUUACGGCUCUACACAAUGCUACUACCGGUACUAUAUCAGCGUGGAUUGCAACAAGUCAUGUCGGUGAUGCUGUUGGGACAAUGUUGGGAACGCUUACACAAGUGGGUAAUCCAGAGUUUGCACGAUUCGCACUUCUUCAGGCGUUAGAUGUAAACAUAGUGAUUACCACUAAUACCACCAUACCGUUUACUGUCAAGAAUAUUUCUGAUAUACUAACUGCAGUUGUAUUGAGUGGAUUUGAUAUGAGUGGAAGCGUGACUCGGUCAACUUUAUUUGCUGCAUACUUUGCAGCCAACGACAAAGGGAAUGAAGCCAGAGAAAAUAAAUAA
Messenger RNA from Batrachochytrium dendrobatidis JAM81, 867 nucleotides. RefSeq lists its product as uncharacterized. Lineage: Eukaryota; Fungi; Chytridiomycota; Chytridiomycetes; Rhizophydiales. Bases 1 to 867 code for a protein of 288 amino acids. The record is from RefSeq and is a predicted model, not a curated record. The transcript has a single exon.